This is a messenger RNA of Phyllopteryx taeniolatus (common seadragon), 2030 nucleotides long. RefSeq lists its product as uncharacterized. The transcript has 10 exons. Gene Ontology annotation, molecular function: protein binding. The coding region runs from base 76 to 1758 and encodes 560 amino acids. The record is from RefSeq and is a predicted model, not a curated record. NCBI's taxonomy places the organism in Eukaryota, Metazoa, Chordata, Actinopteri, Syngnathiformes, Syngnathidae.
GACGUGCAAUGAAGCGCGUUCACAUCUGAAGUUAACCAGCUUUCUCAAGCAUUUCAUACUGAUGUCGCGUUCGCCAUGCCGUGCGAGGAAGACUCGUCGCUGCUCUUUCUCAUUGUACAAUAUUUAAAGAUCAAAGGCUUGCGGGCCGCCGCUGACGUGCUGGAGGAACAUGUAAGCCAGGUGGAGAUGUCAAACGUGAGCUUGAACCUACAAGACAUCUACAAAGGAUGGCUGAAGAUGUGCUCGCCACAUGCCGAUCAGCCGGCCAGUGGCUCCGAUGCGCCCAACGAGGUUGAAUCUGAAGUGGGCGCUGACGAGAGACCCCCAGAAGACAACAACACGAAUGCCGAAGCUGUGCUAGGUAAGUUCUGUCUUUUUAUGGUCUCCUUUGUGUUUUGUUUGGGAAGUUUACCUUUCGAUUUAGCCUUGAAGUCAGAAGGCGUGGAAGGCACCAACGGCCAGGCUCACAAUGGCUGCGACUCACUGCAACCUGAAGAGGAAGAACAAACACAACAAGAGCAGCCAGAAGUUGUCAUGGAUGUCAAAGGUGAAACCUCUGGCACGUUGAAGUCGAAUCCCCAUCAAAUAGAGGCCACGCCCAGCCCAAAGGAAGCAACCAAUGAUUGUUCAGACGAUGAUGGCAACACCGGGUCGCAAGAAAACAGAAUUGGCUUGAUUGCUCAAGUAGAAAUGUUUUGUGCCAAUAAGCAACAGGCAGAGGUCGAUGUCCUGCCUGCUGCAGCCGCCGAUGUCACGACUGAGCGCGACAAAGAAGAGGUCGUCAAGGAGGCCAGUGACCUCACCACACAGUUGGAGCGGGAGGACAACCAGACGAGGGUGCUGGAGGCUCCCAAUGAUGGCACAAUGGCUGUGGAGGGGCGAGACCACCUGGACGUCGCCAUCACCCUCAACUUCGAGGUCGGUGAGCCCAACGCUUGUCUCUCUGAAGAAGCUGCAAUUUCCAAGAAGAAGAAAACGAAGAAGAAAAAAACAGCUCCUGAGGAGGAUCAGAAAACGGAGCAGAACAGUCUUCCAAAAAACAAGAAAGGCCAGAAGAGGAAGAAUGAGGAAGAGGAGCAGCAAGAAGUGGGGGAUGGUGAGGGUGCAUCAGUGAAGAAGAAGAAGAAAAAGAGGAGGCGGCGGGAGAAGGGUCGGUGGAAGGAGGAGGUGCCGUCUGAUGGAGUAACGGGGGGCAAUGCAGAGCCACAAAAGAAGCUGACGGCACAAGGUGUCCCUCAGCUCUCCUCCAACCAGAAGCGACAUCGACGCAAGAAGCGAGCCAGGAUGCUAAAGAACUUCCAACAAGAUCCCUGCGGGAAAGACCAGACUUCGCCACCUAAACCCUCCAAACGAGACGUGGAGGAGGACGCCCCAAAGAAGAAGAAGACGACGCAGGAGGAGCCCUCCUCAAAAGAAAACCAGAUUCCUCCCAGCACCACCAAGAAAGACAAGAAUACAGCUGCCAGUGAGGAGGUUGAAGAUGCUGGCAACUCCUUGGAGGACAGGAAAAAGACGACAUCAGCUAAUGAGGAGGCGGUUGAAGAUGUUGGCGACUCCUUCAAGGCUGUGAAGAAGAAGAAGAAGAAGAGAGCAGCCAAUGAGGUUGAAGAUGUGGCGGGAAAUGACUCAUUGGAGAUGAAGAAGAAAAAGAUGGAAGCUGCCCAAUGCUAUGAGACUCCUGAUAGCAGCCACUCAUCUGACAAGAAAAAGAGGAGGAAGAAGGUGAAGGACAAAAUGGCGGAAGGCGGAGACGCUUAACUCACGUUUGUCUUGAAGACCACUACGAUGGACCUGAAAAAGACAAUACAACAAAAACGUUUGUACCUAAAAUGUCACGAUCCUAAACAAUUAAAUCUGUCACACUUUUUUUUUUUUAAAUGUUGACACGUCUUCCAUGUUUCUGUGCUGAGGAAAUAUUUAAGUUCCGUUAGCCUCGAGCUUUGCUAUUUUUGUCGGCUCAUUGACCACUUGUGAUAUAUUUCCUGUGACCAGUUCCAAUCAUUGCAUUAAAGGGUUCAUCCAGCCAUCCA